Messenger RNA from Chilo suppressalis (striped riceborer), 998 nucleotides. NCBI's taxonomy places the organism in Eukaryota, Metazoa, Arthropoda, Insecta, Lepidoptera, Crambidae. The record is from the annotation of a GenBank genome assembly.
AAUUUAAGUUUAGCUUUAGAGAAUCAUGCCAGAAUCGACAUCAAUAUCAGAGAUUCCUUAUUGUACUAGAAACUAGAACUUAUUUUGAGGUGAUUUGAUGGGCUAUGAUAAGUACCUAUGUUUCUAAAAAGGUCCACUAGAGUGAUAUUUGUAAAACAAAUAUGUUUUAAAGUUAAAGUAAUUUUAUCAAAUGUUAUGGUGUUUCUAUGGUGAUUUUGUACACAAACAAACGAAUAAUAUUUUUUAGUCAUUUCUUUUGAUAUUUUUUACCCGACUGCGCGACGGAAGCAACGCGAAGCGCAGCACGCAGCUAGGGUAUUGUGUUACUACCUAAAUAUUUCUUUCUAUUUCACCAUAAACUGUACCUUUCAAAGCGCAUUUACCUUGUACCUUUGAUUAUACACACGCCUCAAUGACCUAUUUAAAGGUCAUUGACAUGCCUGGUUACCGUAUUAACUGCACGCAAGCGUCGAAUAAGAAUAUCUACUACAUAUGGUAGAUACAGAUACACUCGUUGCUUGAGUCAGUGCCACCUCGAGAGUUGCACGGUAUUGUGCUCGUAAAAAAGUAACAAAUAUGCCGGUUUGUGCUGUCCGACUGUGUCACAACCAUGCAGGAAAACCUAAUAAUAAUACUAAGAUCACUUUCCAUCGAUUUCCUGCGGAUGCAGUUAUAGCAAGUCGUUGGAUAGAAGUUAUACAGCGAACUCGAAGCGACUGUCUGUGGCAACCUCACAAGACUUCUGUCGUAUGUUCUGAGCAUUUCACUGAUGAUGAUAUGUAUUACACGGAAAAUGGAUUAAGACGAAGGCUUAAAAGUGGAGCCGUACCGACCAGGUGUUUAUUUCUAUCAGCGAUGGAUUCAACAAAUAUACAAUACGAAAAUAUAGUUGAAGAACCUAGUACUAGCAAAACGCUAAACUUUCUGAGCUAGCGCAUGAGGUAAGCAUUAAUGAUUCUUCAUAUUAAUAUUUGUACUAUGCGAUUCAAAUAAGAAUA